This is a messenger RNA of Vigna umbellata (rice bean), 963 nucleotides long. Lineage: Eukaryota; Viridiplantae; Streptophyta; Magnoliopsida; Fabales; Fabaceae. The record is from RefSeq and is a predicted model, not a curated record.
AUGGAACGACUGAAGAUCCGUUUUGCCCAAGGUGACCUUGCAAGGAUCUCCACAUUACAAAUGGAAGCCACCACCUUGUCCCAAGGCGAAUUUUCUGUCACUGAAUUCUACCACUAUUACUUGCACCUACUGCAAUCGGAUGUGUGUUUCAAGAAACAUGGAUAUCCUCCUGGCCAUAAGUUUUCCGAUAACAAACUCGGCCAUAUUCAUAAUGUUUCAACCGCCCGUGAUGCCAUUCAACCGAACGGAUUGGAUCCUGAUCAUUCUUCUACCGAGACCAUUCAAAUCACACCUCAACAAUAUCAAAUUCUUGCCGACCUGUUCAACAAAUCUGAAUCUAAUGCUCCCAAUGUUCACAUUAAUCAAGUAGGGACACUCUCCACCAACACCUCUCCAGAUAUCACUCAGCUUGAUAAUAAUUGUAAUGAUAUCUCUGAAAGUGUAAGGCGUUCUUCUAGACCCCGAACGACUUCGGCUUACUUAAAAGAUUAUAAAACUAAUAGCAUUGUCCGCUACCCCAUCAAAGAUUAUCUUUGCUACAAUCGUCUUUCAAAUCAUUACAAGCAUACUAUUUUGUCUAUAACUUCUAAUACUGAACCAAACUCUUAUUCUGUUGCUUCUAAAAAUCCCGAAUGGGUUACUGCCAUGUGUGUUGAACUUGAUGCCCUACAGGCUAACAAUACUUGGGUCCUCACCACUUUACCCCCUAAUAAACUGCUAUUGGUUUGUCCGUUGGGUUUUUACAAAAUUAAAUACAAUUCUGAUGGCUCGGUCGACCGUUAUAAAGCACGUCUGGUCCGCCAAAGGAUACAACCAAAUAGAAGGGUUGGAUUACUUAAACUUUGCUCCUGUCGCCAGCUCACUACCCCGUCCGGCUCCUUCCUUGCCAUAGCUGCCACAAAGAAUUGGUCACUAAAACAGUUGGAUGUUAACAAUGCUUUCCUCCAUGGUGAUCUUCCAUGA